AUGAUGCUCACCAACCUCCUGACGCUGGCCGCCCUCGCGAAGUCUUCGCAGGCUGCGCAGUCUUCCCUUGUCUCUGGAACCGCACCAGGUUUCGCAUCAGGUGUGACAGGCGGAGGCGACGCUGCUCCGGUUUACCCUACCACCGUUGCCGAGUUGACCGAGUACCUCACCUCGUCAUCCCCACAAAACAUCGUGAUCAAGGAUACCUUCGACUUUGUUGGCUCCGAAGGCACCAAAACUGAAAAGGCAUGCAACUCAUACUCUUGCACGCCAGAGGAGAACGGACAAGCCUUGCUGAACACCCUUGAUGGAUGUGGAAGCACAGCCACAUACGAUGUAACUGUCGAUGUUGCCGGCAUGGUCGGCAUCAAUGUUGCAUCUGAUAAGACACUGAUUGGCCAAGGCUCCGGCGCCGUGCUGAAUGGCAAAGGACUCCGCUUUGUCGAUGUCUCCAACAUCAUCAUCCAGAACAUCGCGAUCACCAAUCUCAACCCCAAAUACGUCUGGGGAGGUGAUGCCAUUUCAUUCUCUGAUACCAGCAAGAUCUGGAUCGAUCAUGUCACGACUUCCUCUCUGGGCCGACAGCAUUACAGCUUUGGAACGGGCUCAGACAAAGCCAUCACCAUCUCGAACAGCUUCAUAAAUGGCAAGACCGACUAUUCAGCCACCUGCGAUGGUCACUCGUACUGGGGCCUCGAGCUGGUCGGCUCAGAUGACCAAAUCACUUUCUACAGUAAGUUGAAAUACAUCCGAGUUUAUCAUGAGUCCGCAAAUCAGUGGCUAACAAUUCCAGAAAACCACGUUUCCUACACUUCGGGCCGCACCCCCGCGCUCAGUGGCACUACCCUCUUCCACGCCGUCAAUAACGUGUGGGCAGACAACAGCGGGCACGCGCUCGAAGGCACCAGCAAGGGCAAGGGUCUUUACGAAGGAAACCUGUUCAACAACGUGCCAAACAUUGCGGGAUCGGAUUUCGUUGGCCAGCUCUUCAGUUCUCAGGAAGCUGAUGUCGGCAAAUGCGCGGCAUCCCUGAAGAGAGAUUGUGUCACCAAUGAAUACACAAACUCCGGCACUUUCAACUUCAGCGACACCGGAUUCUUCAGUGAGCUGGAGAGUCUUUCUAUUGUCGCUGCCGAGCCGGUAUCCUCGAUCAAGGACAGCGUCAUUGCUGACGCCGGUAACACCCUCUAA
Penicillium olsonii is the source of this 1191-nucleotide messenger RNA. The record is from the annotation of a GenBank genome assembly. Lineage: Eukaryota; Fungi; Ascomycota; Eurotiomycetes; Eurotiales; Aspergillaceae.